Messenger RNA from Panonychus citri (citrus red mite), 5682 nucleotides. RefSeq lists its product as uncharacterized. The record is from RefSeq and is a predicted model, not a curated record. The transcript has 4 exons. Gene Ontology annotation, biological process: regulation of transcription by RNA polymerase II. NCBI's taxonomy places the organism in Eukaryota, Metazoa, Arthropoda, Arachnida, Trombidiformes, Tetranychidae. The coding region runs from base 166 to 1971 and encodes 601 amino acids. Gene Ontology annotation, molecular function: cAMP response element binding; DNA-binding transcription factor activity, RNA polymerase II-specific.
UAACAGGUAACAAGUAUUUGUAAGUGUGUCUCUCAUUGAACAAGUUAAAAAGUUGAUUUAGUUUUUUUGCUCUUUUCUCUCUCUUUCUGUCCCUCUUACUUUUUUCUCUCGGUAUAAGUGAUCAAAUAUAUACACCAAAAUAAAAGCAAAGCCCAUCGAUUUAAAAUGGAUGCCGAUUUAGGAUCAAUAAAUGACAUCUUCAUGUACGAUUCUAGUAUGGACACAGAGAUUCUCAGUCAAUCUCAAUAUGAAUGGAAUGAUUCAGAUAAUCGUGGUUACAAUGUGAUCAUUUUAAACGAUCGACUCAUGUCAGAAACCGUGCAAUCGGAACACUCAUACUUUAAUAGUGGCUCAACAUUGACUGAUGAUUAUCCAUCAAAUGAUAUAACCAUUGAAUCCCAUGGAUCAUCUUUCAAAGAUUUGGACAUUGAAUCUGAAUGUUCACCGUCCAUUCAAUGUUACCUUUUCACUGGAUUACCACCCACUCCCCCAGGAUCAAAUUCUGGGUCAGAUUGUGAAAUGUCAACACCAAGUAAUAGUAACAGUGGUAAUAGUUUAUUUCAGUCUAGCACUUUGACACCUUCAAUUCAAUCAACAACAACACCAACACUUUCAAGAGAUAAUAGUUUGUCUUCAUUAUUUGGGAUAAAUAAUCACAAUGAAAAUAACAACAAUAUUGAUAAUUUAACAAGUGAUCAUUUAAAAUCAACACCUUCACUGUUAGCAGCAGCAAUAACAACAACUAACUCAACCACAAAUAACUCAUCAACGACACGAUCAUCAACAUUAACCACCACUGGUCGGACUACUGGACGUAAAUCACGUAACAAUAAUAGCAUCUUAUCAACUCAUUCACCAUUAUCGGCAACAACAACCACCGGAUCAUCAUCAUCAUCAGUGACCUCAACAACAAAUAAUAAUUCAAAUAACAAUAAUAGUAAUAAUAAUAAUAGUAAUUCAAAUAAUAAUAAUAACAAUAAUUCAACCAAUUCACCAACCUCAACACCUUCACCAACCUCUUCAUCUUCCUCAUCAAUUUCACCAGCAUCAACGAUCUCAUCAUCAUCAUCAUCUACUUUCUCAUCUUUACCCUCAUCUUCAUCCAAUUCAUCUUCAUCUUUCUCAUCAUCUUCUUCAACCUCUUCAACAUCAUCUUCCGCUGCACCUUCACCUCUUGGUUCAUCAUCAUCUCCAUCUUCUUCACCCUUGUCCUCAUCUUCAACGACAACACCAAUUUCUUCAAUCACCCCAGUAACAUCAUCAACCACCCCCUCAGCUUCACCACCUCCACCACCAACAACAACAACAACCUCAAAUUCAACCUCCAAACGGGAUAAUUCAGGUUCGUCCAAAAAUGUCCGUAACUUGAGCACAGCGGCAGCGGUUUCGACAUUAAUAUCAGUUCAGCCCAAAAAUGCGGCCAGUGGAACUGCCGUUAUAUUAACCGAAGAAGAGAAGAGAACCUUAAUUGCUGAAGGUUAUCCAAUUCCAACACGAUUUCCAUUAACCAAAGCUGAAGAACGAAGUCUCAAAAAGAUUCGACGAAAGAUUAAGAACAAAAUUUCAGCUCAAGAAUCGAGGAGAAAGAAAAAAGAAUAUAUGGAAGAAUUAGAACGUCGAGUUCAACAAUUAGAUCAACGAGCCAAAGAAUCAGAGAGAAGAGCUCAACAAUUAGAUCAACGAAACAAAGAAUUGGAAAACGAAAAUAAAACUUUACUCCAACACUUUAGUCUAUGUAAGGCAACACAUACUCACAGCAACAAUUUAAAUGCCAAUCAACAAUUACCAUCAUUACAAACUCAACAAUUAACGACAAUAACACCACCACCAUCAUCAUCGACAAUUAAUAAUUCAACUGAAUCACUAUUAAUGUCAUUGGAUAAGGUUAAAAUUGAAUUACCAAUGAUUAAGAAAAUUAAGAUUGAACCUGAGGAAGAUGAGACAACAACGACAACGGGAUCAACUAUCUAAUAGUAACAAUUAACUUUAAUCGUCAACAAUGUUUUUGCUUUUUUUUUAAUUAUCAUGAUAAUAACUUUUUUGUCCUAUCAUUAAUUUUAAUUGUCUAAUUUUUGGGCUUGAUUGGUUAUCCAAUUGUGUGUCUAUCAUCAUCAUCACCUUCCUUACUCUCUCUCUCUCUCUUCCGACUUCAUCUUCAGAUAUAUUUAUAUUGUGAUACAUUGUGAUGAUAAUUAUGAGCAUGUUGAUGAUGAUGCAGUUAAUUUUUAAUCAACAAUCAACAAGGUAUAAUUUAUAUAUUAUGAUAUUAUGGUUAAACUUUUGCUUCUUGCUCUGACGAUGAUGAUUUUACAAACAAACAAUUUACUACAAACAACAAACCACCGCAACAAUUAACUUCCUAUUCACAAUCAACGUCUAUUUUUCCGGCAAUUAGUUAACAAUUUGGACUCAACAACCUGAUCUUUAUUAACAGAGAUAUACAAAAACUGUUAAUUAUAAUACAUUUGUUUUUCGUUUUUAAUUAUUAUUGGUGAAAGAUUAUGUUUAUUAACUAUAUUUUUAACUAAUUAUUUAUAUGCAAUCAAUUUAUAUCAUUAACUAUUUCAAACUACAUAAUAUUAAUUUAUAUUUACAAUCAAAUCAAAAACACAAAUCAACUUUAACAGAAUCUAAAUGAUGAUGAUUACGAUGACAAAUCGAAUCAAAUUUUAUGAUUUAACUGUCUACCUGAUUAAUUAACCUGGAAGACAAUCAACAAUACCACCACCAACAAUUGAAUUAACCUUUGAUUCAAAGCCUUAAUCAACAUUAAUUUAAUUACUGCAAAACUUUUCAAUGGAUUAAAGUUACCACCGAUUGGAUUAUAAUAAAUGGGAGAAACAAUUAAAAGCAAGAAAUUAAUAUAUUAUAUAUCAUAAAAAUCAUAAUUAUCAUCAUCUAAAUGAUAAUCAAAAAGAUAAUCAAUAUCAACUGUAAACAAUUAAUCAACAACUACCAACGAAAACGCAACGAUAACAAUCAAAACAAAAAUCCCAACGAUAUUUACUCUUGGAAUUGUGAAGACAACAAUCAACUAAUUGUGAACCAUUUUCUAAAUCAAUGGUGAUUAUAAUUGAUGUACUUUUAAUCACCUUUUUUUUAUCAUAAAUCACUGGAUUAUCAUCAAAAUCAAUUCUGUAAUUGAUAAACUAGAAUUUUGUUUUCCUCUCCCUCAAAUCCACUUUUAAUCAUCACGUUUUUUUACCUGAUGAUCAAGAUGAUGAGAUUAUUAAGAAACGAUGAGAAAAUGAUGAUGAUGAUUGUAAUUCAAUCCGUUUUUAUCCAUAUUGUGUUUGUUUUUAUCCUCAUCUUAUGAUAAAAUUUCCCUCCCACAAGAAUUGUAUCCACCUCAACCUCUUCCCACCUCCACCUUAGCCUCACACUUUCCACCACCGAUCACCUUUAACGACAUUGAUGAUAGAAUUGACGUUUUUUUUUGUCAUCUUCAUCUUUCCAUCCAAUUUUCAUCCUUUAUUAUUAUCAUGAUGAUGAUAAUCUGAUUCAAUGGUCCGGGUAUAAAGAGCAGAAUCCAUUUCAUCCAUGUUGUUUUUUCCCAUUGGAAGUUAUCAUUACCAAUCUGACGAUUUAAACAAUCAACUGUAAUUCAUCAACAAUCAUCACCCUCAUCAUGAGAAGCGGCAACAUUUUAAUCAUCAAUUUAUUUGCUUUUUUUCUGAUAUAAAUCAGCAACAAUCAGAAUCAAAAGUGUGAGGAUCUGAUGGUGCAAAGAAAAAGCUAAACAUGAUCAACUAAGCGUUUUCUUGGUGAUUAUAAUCAACUCUUUAACAACAGUAACUUUGUCUUCAUCAUGAUUAUCAUCUUAAUCCAUUAAUCAUCUUUGAUCAUCAUGAAAAUUAAGGUGAUUCCUUUUACAUUCCAACUCAUUAUUCACUUUUUCCCUUUACUCAUUCAUCACUUACUCUCAAUCAAUUUGUUGAUUGCUCUUAUAACAACCAUCCUUUUUAAUUUAUUAUUCUCGUAACAAUUAACUUGUUUGUAUGUUUUAAUUGACCAAUUGGUCAGUUAAUUGUCCAUUUUUAUCCCUCCUCUCUCUUUGCUGUCCACUGCAAGCAAAUCAAACCAUUGAUUGUUAUCAUUGAUUAAUAAUGGAUGAUUUUUGAAUAUGAUGAACGAUGAAUGAUCAACGGAUUAGAUUUGAUUGUUUAUCAACCUAGUCGAUGAUAUUAACAAUUAGCUAAUGAUUUGUUUUUUUCCUCUUUGAUUGAUUCCUCUUAAUGAUUAUCAUUACAAUGAUGAUAUUCUGAUGAUAGCAAUUGUAGAUGAUUUGUAGUAAUCAAUUGAUUUACUAAAGCUAUUUGUUUAUUCAAUUGUACAACUAUUAAUAUUAUCCAAGCCAAUGGUAAAUUAUUAAUUUACAAUUGUAAUUGCUAUUAUUUUACUAUCAUUAUCUUCAUUACCAACUGAUUCUUGCUCUAGUUAAUUUCAUUCAUCCAGUUUCAAUCAUCGUUAAUCAUCAAUUGUUAAUCAAAAUUGCUUUAAGGUUUUUUAUCCGGUUCAUUUUUAUCAUAAUCACAAUCACAGAAAACAUAACAAUUUAUCAACUAUUUUAAUUCUGGGCUGAAACAAUUAACUCUUAACCACAAUUAACAACUUUAAUUUAAAACAAAAAUGCCUUAACAUUUUUACCGUCCAAACCAAAUUUAAACUAAAUCAAAUCAAAACAAAUCUAAUUACAAUUCCUUAAAAAAAAAACUUUUUCCUGGUUCCCUAUUCAAUGGUAAUCAUUAAUUUCUCUCUGUCUAUCUUUGGGUUUUGUUUAAUUGUAAAACAAAUCAUCAACAAUUAGCUAAUUGUUUACUAUAUCUCACUCUGAUGAUGAUGAUUAAGAUGAUAAUGAUGAUCAAAAGCACAUGCAGACACAAUCAAACCUUUUUCAUUUUCUUCAAAUUCAUUUUUUAUCCUCAUUUGGAAUCUCUCUCUCUCUUAAUUCAAUUAACUAAUUUUUUUAAUUGUUCUCUCUCUUUCUCUCAAAAUUGUUAAUCAAAUAGAAAAUCAAAAAAAUAGAGAGAAAUCAAAUCGAAAAACAAUUAACCCAAUAUUUUUGAUUCGAUACAAGAGAUUAAGAGGAAAAUUAACUUUUCUCUGCAAUAUUUUUUCCUCCCCAAUGUUGUCUCUAUUUCUCAGCACAUUGAUUAUAAUAUUUAAAUAGAUAAUUAAUGUUAAUUGUUUUGGAAUUUAAUUUAUAUAAUAAUUUAAUUGAUUGGUCAAAGUGUUUGGUGACCAGAACAAAAAAAAACAAGACAAAGAAAAGAUAAUCAAAAGUGAUUCAAUUCUAAAUCAUCACAAAACUAAAAAGCAUCACGAUUACGAUGCUCGAAAUGUUCAACAUGGAUUUUUUUUCGUAUCGCAAAACUUAUUAACUAAUUGUAAUUUCUCUCGAUUUUGUUUUUUUUUCGGGCAAAAUUGUAUUUAUAUUAUUCUGCUUAUUUUAUGAUUUACUCUUAAUUAUCUGUGUAUAUCAUCGAGCAAUUAAUUCACAUGGGUUUCUCCUUCCUUCCUCUGUCUCCCUGAUUUUUUUUCUUCCAUCGAUGAACUUUUUUGUUUAUCCUUUUUCCCUUUCUCUCUCUAUUCCAAUUCUGGUCAAUUGCUCUGGAUGAAUACAAGAAAUACAUCUGAUUAUAUUACUGAAUAAAUUUAUGGGUGAAAAAUCUGAUUAAUUAA